AAAUUGUGAAAGUAAGGGAAGAUGAGCGUUUCCGGGAUUUUCCGGAUGGCCAGCCUGCUUCCGGCCUGUUCCGCGCAGAGUUGUCUUCAUCACCGCUACUUCUUCUCUUCUCAUACUUCCAUGGUAAUAAUCAUCGCAAUAAUAAUCCGGUUGAUGCCAUGCGGUGGCCGUGUCCAAUCGUGUCGGCAUCUGUCUUUCCCUCCGCCUGCUCCGGGAGAAAGCGUUCGGCCUCUGCGACUCGGUUCUGGCACCGAGAGGACAUGGAGCGCCUAGAGCGUACAAUAUUCAUUCUUAUCCCCGCACGGAUACUCUAGAGAGAGUAGAGUAGAGAAUCGUGCCCAACGACAACGCCACUCACCCGCCACAGUAGCUAUCGCGGUGUUUCAGGUUCCCAUUAUGUACACGGAGAGCACUUUAUCAGAGAGGACAUAUCAAAAAGAAGAAGAAGAAGAAGAAGAAGAAGAAGAAGACAUCACCAGACACGGCUGAGGUACAGCCCCUUUCCUGCCGUGUGGACGCCCACGAUGAUCGUGGACCGCAACUCCCGGCCCGUCGCGUCGCAUCGGCAAUUGAGUGUUCGAUAUCGAUUUAGCUCUGGAAAGCAAGGCUGUUGUCUGUAGAUUAUUGUUCUAGAAGCUGACUUGAAAAUGGGGUUGCUAUUUUUGCAUCCCACGGGCCGUCACACGCUGCGACGCCAGGCAGACGGCCUGAAGAUGAAUCAGGAGACAAACUUUGACAAGCCGGUGCGGCUUUUUUUUCUUUGGUUUGGCUCAUUUUCAUUCUUGUGCCGCAUUGAAUCUGAUAAUGUGAUGGAUACUAUGGAGUGUAUCCACUGCGCUGGAUAUGCCGUCCGGAUCCAUGGAUGCUGCUCCAAGUGCCGAUAUCCGCCUCGAAUCUCUUCACGGCCCGCAGCGAUUGGCGAUGGAGGAGUUUGAAUGGGGAACCUGCAUGUCGCGAUGUCGAUUAUUGCUGGAGAACACGAGAAUGCAUCGAGGUUUGGGCUGUAGCCACGUCAGCGUCUUCAUCAGGAGCUUGCUGCUCGACACCCACGAGGCUUUUUUUUUGCAUGAUAAUGGAAACAAAAAUAAUAAUGAAUAAUAAUGCUACAGUACCCUCCAGACACAGACACACGGACCGGUGCAUCUCCUUACCGGCUGCUGCUCCUCACUAACCGCCUUGUUCUGUCGCAACUCCCUGUCUCCCUUCCCCUGACGCCCUUUGCCACUGCCAACGGCCUGCACCCGCGAGUUGCUUAAAUCCCCCAUCCUGUCCUGCUUCUCGUCUGUCUUGUUGGCCCUCCAGUUCGCUUUCAUCCCUUUGCUUUGAGAAAGGAACAAACACACCUCACCGUCACAAUGGUCCAUCUUGCUCCCGUCAGAAGGGGCAGCAACGCCAUCGAGUCCCUGCAUCGACGCGUCAAUUCCAUCAAACUCGAAAAGGAAGACGACGAUGGCUUCUACUCCAGCGUCUACGGCACCCGCUACGCCGCUGAAGCUCUCCCUGCGAACGAAAUGCCCGAGAAGGAAAUGCCACGCGAGGUCGCAUACCGUAUGAUUAAAGACGAACUUAGUCUGGACGGCAAUCCCAUGCUCAACUUGGCGAGCUUUGUCACAACCUACAUGGAAGAUGAAGCCGAGAAGCUCAUGACCGAAUCCUUCAGCAAGAACUUCAUCGACUAUGAGGAGUAUCCCCAGAGUGCUGAGAUCCAAAAUCGCUGUGUCAGCAUGAUCGCCAAUCUCUUCCAUGCUCCCCAGGGAGAAGAUGCUUCUGAGCAUUCCAUGGGUACUUCCACCAUCGGCUCCUCCGAGGCUAUCAUGCUGGGUACCCUGGCCAUGAAGCGUCGCUGGCAGAACAAGCGUAAGGCCGAGGGCAAGGACUACUCCAGACCCAACCUCGUCAUGAACAGCGCCGUCCAGGUUUGCUGGGAGAAGGCUGCUCGCUACUUCGAUGUUGAGGAGCGCUACGUCUAUUGCACUGAGUCGCGUUAUGUCAUUGACCCGGUGGCUGCCGUUGACCUGGUUGACGAGAACACCAUCGGUAUCUGCGCCAUCCUUGGUACCACCUACACCGGCCAGUACGAGGAUGUCAAGGCGAUCAAUGACCUCCUGGUCGAGAGAGGACUUGAUGUUCCUAUCCAUGUCGAUGCAGCCAGCGGUGGUUUUGUCGUUCCCUUUGUCAACCCCAAGCUGGAAUGGGACUUCCGACUGGAAAAGGUGGUGUCCAUCAAUGUAUCCGGACACAAAUACGGAUUGGUAUAUCCUGGUGUCGGUUGGGUCGUCUGGAGAUCUCCCGAAUACCUCCCCAAGGACCUGGUCUUCAACAUCAACUACCUAGGCGCCGAACAAGCCAGCUUUACCCUCAACUUCUCCAAGGGCGCCUCCCAGGUCAUCGGCCAGUACUACCAGAUGAUCCGGUUAGGAAAACGCGGCUACCGGGCCAUCAUGGUCAACCUCACCCGCAUCGCCGACUACCUGUCCCAGGAACUGGAGAAACUGGGCUUCAUCAUCAUGAGCGAAGGUCGCGGCCACGGCUUGCCUCUCGUGGCCUUCCGACUCUCACCAGACCGAGACACGCUCUUCGACGAAUUCGCUCUGGCCCACCAACUCCGCGAACGCGGCUGGGUGGUCCCUGCCUACACGAUGGCACCGCACAGCAACUCCCUCAAACUAAUGCGGGUGGUGGUCCGGGAGGACUUCAGCAUGAACCGCUGCGACAGUCUCAUCACCGACAUCAAGCUGGCGUUGAAGACCUUGGGCGACAUGGACAAGACAUUGAUGGAGAAAUAUAAAAGGUGAGUUUUCUUCGUUCAUGCCGUCCCGGGCCGUUCAGCUAGCUGCACUUGACGAAAAUAUUUCAACGGAACGUGAUGUAGACUAAACUAACUUCAAGAGCUCUGGCCAAACGCAGUCAUGUCCGGAGCCACAGUAACUCAGCCAAGGGGGCUAUGCACCCGCAUUACCGGAACGAGACGCAUUCGCUGCAGGGGAAGACUGGGAAGACACAUGGUAUUUGUUAGUUAUUAGACUUUAGAGUGGUUUUGUUUUGGUAUUUUUUUCUAGAGGUAUAUAGGAUUGGGGUUGAAUAUUGAAUAUGGAGUACGUGAUGCUUACAAUUGAUUUCUUUCUUUGGGUGUCUGAAUGAAUGAAUGAAUGAAUGGAUUGAAAGAUCA
This is a messenger RNA of Monascus purpureus, 3169 nucleotides long. The record is from the annotation of a GenBank genome assembly. Lineage: Eukaryota; Fungi; Ascomycota; Eurotiomycetes; Eurotiales; Aspergillaceae.